Molecule: messenger RNA, 492 nt
Organism: Anastrepha ludens (Mexican fruit fly)
Lineage: Eukaryota; Metazoa; Arthropoda; Insecta; Diptera; Tephritidae
Gene: mRpL55
Product: 39S ribosomal protein L55, mitochondrial
Exons: 2
Coding region: 106-432 (108 amino acids)
Biological process (GO): translation
Cellular component (GO): mitochondrial large ribosomal subunit
Molecular function (GO): structural constituent of ribosome
Source: RefSeq, a predicted model, not a curated record
UAGCGAGUUAAUAAUCAGCUGUUUGUCAAAGCAGAGGCCGCCAUUCCUAUAUUUAUUUUGGUUAAAGAAUAUUUGUAUUAAAUAUCGGAUUAGAUAAUAUAUAAAAUGUUGCUUAAAAAAUUUCUCAUACAAGGUCAACAGCAAGUGCGUUACAUUUCAUCCGCGACGGCAGCUGUAACACGUUUACAUCGUUCGGUAUAUUGUCGCAGGUACCCUACAGUAGUGGUGCAGCCUGAUGGUUCUACAAUCAACAUUCGUUAUCAUGAGCCAAGAAAAAUCAUUAAGCUACCACUGGAUCUCAGCACAUUGAGCGAGGCAGAACGCAAAGCACGGUUGGAAGCUCGUAAACCGCGCAAGAAGGUCAAGAUUCUUGAAGAAGUAGAUGACACAUUCAAUGCAAAGAAAUACUUGAAAUAUAUGAAGAAAAAGUAGAGGUCAAAAUGUGUUUUCGUAAAAUGCCUUAAUAAUAAAUUUGUUUUUGUUUUAACAUAA